ACAGAUGUAGAAAUUCUCUGAUGGAGGGCUCUGUCCUCAUACUUCCUGAGAAGCUUGUACUUAUGAGUGUCAGUCAUCCUGCUAAUGUGCAUUAAAAGGAGGCCAGCGGGGCUGAGGCUGUGUCAGCAUGAUGGCCCCCAAAGAGACCACCCUCCUCUGUCUUGUGCUCUGUCUGGGCCAGAGGAUUCAGGCACAGGAAGAGAAGGAAAGGAAUGGCUUCCCCACGGCGGGCCACCUGAGUCUGGGCUUUAUUUUCUUCCAGGGGACUUUCCCAUGCCUCUCAUAUUUGCCAGAUCAAGUCCUGUGGUUCCCCGGCAUGGAUCUGCGAAAAUCCAGUGCCAGAGCAGUCCUGAAUCUUUCCUGACCCAGCUGGUGAUCCAAAAAAACUCCACGUACAAGGAGGUAGACAGGAAACUGGGGUUUUUGAACGAGAGUGAGUUCAUCGUUGACCACAUGGACACAAACACGGCAGGGCGCUAUCACUGCCGAUACAGGAGAGGCUUCACCUGGUCACAUUACAGUAACGCCCUGGAGCUGGUGGUGACAGGCUUGUAUGACAAACCCUUCCUCUCUGCAGAUCGGGGUCGUGUGGUGAGGCCGGGAGAGAAUAUUUCCUUCACGUGUACCUCGGCACACCUCCCAUUUGAUAGAUUUUCGCUGGCCAAGGAGGGAGAACUUUCUCUGCCACAGCACCAAAGUGGGGAACACCCGGCCAACUUCUCUCUGGGUCCUCUGGACGUCAAUGUCUCAGGGAGCUACAGGUGCUAUGGUUGGUACAGCAGCAGCCCCUACGUGUGGUCCGCCCCCAGUAAUGCCCUGGAGCUUGUGGUCACAGGAAUGUAUGACACACCCACCCUCUCGGUUCAUCCUGGACCAGAAGUGAUCUUGGGAGAGAAGGUGACCUUCUAUUGCCAUCUGGGGACUGCAACAAGCACCUUCUUUCUGCUCAAGGAGGGAAGAUCCAGCGUACGGCGCGGAUACGGGAAGGUCCAGGCAGAAUUCCCCAUGGGCUCUGUGACCACAUCCCACAGAGGGACCUACCGGUGUUUUGGCUCCUAUAACAACCAUGCAUGGUCUUUCCCCAGUGAGCCAGUGAAGCUUCUGAUCACAGGUGACACUGAGAACACCAGCCUUGCACCUACAGACCCCACCUCUCCUGACUCUGGGGACACCUACCUUUUAACCACAGACAUGGGACUCCAGAAAGAGCUUGCCCUCUGGGACCACACUGCCCAGAAUCUCCUUCGGGCGGGCCUGGCCUUCCUGGUCCUGGUGGCUCUGGUGUGGCUCCUGGUUGAAGACUGGCUCAGCAGGAAGAGGACCAGAGAGCCAGCCAGCAGAGCUUCCACCAGGCAUUGCAGGAGAAGCUUGAACACCAAGACUCUCUGAAGAGCAACCAAGAGGUGCAGCAGCUGCGGGUGGAACUGAAAGCUGGUGUUGAGCCUGUGCUGAACCCACAGAGGAGGGAGUCACUGCAGGGAACAAGGGACAAUGCCAUUCCAUUUGUCGGAGCACCCCAGAUGACACAGGAGGUGGGAGAAACAAGCUAAAUUGCUUCGUUAUUUCUUUCCCGAGACGGAGUUGGGCUCUGUCGCCCAGGCUGGAGUGCAGUGGCGUGAUCUCAGCUCACUGAAACCUCCGCCUCCCAGGUUCAAGCGAUUCUCCUGCCUCAGCCUUCUGAAUAGC
Messenger RNA from Sapajus apella (tufted capuchin), 1686 nucleotides. RefSeq names its product Fc fragment of IgA receptor (gene FCAR). Bases 85 to 1389 code for a protein of 434 amino acids. The transcript is spliced from 8 exons. NCBI's taxonomy places the organism in Eukaryota, Metazoa, Chordata, Mammalia, Primates, Cebidae. The record is from RefSeq and is a predicted model, not a curated record.